Molecule: messenger RNA, 906 nt
Organism: Anolis sagrei ordinatus
Lineage: Eukaryota; Metazoa; Chordata; Lepidosauria; Squamata; Anolidae
Product: taste receptor type 2 member 8-like
Biological process (GO): G protein-coupled receptor signaling pathway; sensory perception of taste
Cellular component (GO): membrane
Molecular function (GO): bitter taste receptor activity; G protein-coupled receptor activity
Source: RefSeq, a predicted model, not a curated record
AUGUUCUCUCCUGCAACCAUUGCCUUCGCAGUAGUUGCAAUUGUCUUUGCCCUCGGUGGAUUCAUCUCUAAUGGCUUUAUAACUGCAGUCAUUCUCAGGGAAUGGACCAAAUCCAGGAGCCUUGCUUCCAAUGAACAACUCCUUCUGAGCUUGGCUGUGUCCAAUUUCUGGGCCACAGCAUUACUGAUUCCAUUUUACAUCAAUGCCACCUUUAGGGAUGACAGCAUCAGCAACCUCUUCCUGUUGCCAGGACUAUACCUUCUUGCUACUUUUGUCAUCAUGUCCAGAUUCUGGUUCACUGCCUGGUUAUGCUUCUUCUAUUGCAUCAAGAUAGUAAACAGCACCCACUCUCUCUUCCUCUGGUGCAAACUGAGGAUACUGUGGCUAAUACCCAGGUUUCUAGCAGGAUCUCUGUUCUGCUCAUUUCUUUUUUCUGCGUUUGCAUUACAGUUUACUUCUAGACAAAUCCAAAGCAACAUAGCAGUGAAUGUUACAAACACAACUGAAGUGAAGACAUCGAAGCAUACACUCAAUACCUUUGAAGCCUUCUUUUUAGCUGUUGGUUCUGGUUGUCCUUUUCUUGUGGUUCUACUUUGCUCCAUCUUAGUCGUUGCCUCACUUUGCAGGCAUGUCUGUCGGAUUACAGGUAAAGACAUCCAUGGCAGGAGUCUCCAAACCGAAGUUCACAUCAAAGCAGCCUGGACAGUGCUCUCCCUCCUGCUCCUUUACAUAUCAUAUUAUGCAGCACAUACCUUGUCUAUUAUUGUGACCUUGGGAAAAGACGAAGGGAUCUUGGCAGCAAUGGUGAGAAUUGUGUACCCCUCUGCCCAGGCUUCCAUCUUGCUGCUGGUUAACCCAAAGCUAAAGCAGGCAGCUACUCAGGUGCUUCAAAGAGUCAAGGUGUGA